Messenger RNA from Pangasianodon hypophthalmus (striped catfish), 4574 nucleotides. RefSeq lists its product as uncharacterized. The transcript has 6 exons. The record is from RefSeq and is a predicted model, not a curated record. NCBI's taxonomy places the organism in Eukaryota, Metazoa, Chordata, Actinopteri, Siluriformes, Pangasiidae. Bases 81 to 899 code for a protein of 272 amino acids.
CGUUGCCAUAGUGACCGCGGACUAUAAACUCUUCAGAAAGGCUGCUGGGGAACAGUGAGUUGUGUACCGUGUGGAGUGUAAUGGACAGGCGCAGUUCUGCUAACACCAGUAGCGGUGUUGGUCAUGUUUACAUUCAUCCUCAGCCUUUACACACACACAGCUGUAAGAAUGCACCACUUCCUCCUCUUCUCCAGAGACGAGUGCCUGGACCCCUGCAUUACAGCGUCACCUCGUACACGGAGCACGACCCCAAACCCAUGCAUGGCGUAUUGAGCAACGUCACCUACUCGAAAGCGUCUCCACACUGGCGCACACACUUCCUGGAUGACCUGGCUCAGAAGCUGCGAGACAGCCGUUCAGUCAGGCUCGUCUCUGCGCCGCCUGUCAGUGAGAUGCAGGAGCAGUACAGGGGACGAUCAGCACCGUACGAUCCUCUGGAGCCUCACUACAGGACGCUGCAGGCACUGCAUGGACAGCUCCAUCAGUCUUCAGUUGUGCUGCCCAAAGAGCCGGCGCUCAGCACGGCUCACACCGACUACAGACGCUUCAGCAGGUCUGAAUUGGCUCCUCUCUUAGCCUUGGAUGCCUCGCCCACUCAUGGACCCUUCCCCAAACUGAUCCCCCUCCGCUCUUACAAGGCCCCGCCCAGUGCAUCCUCUCAGCCACAGUUGCCCCGCCCAUCUGUACCGGUACCCCAUGGAGGCAGAAGCAGCAUGUACAUGGAUAGUUUCAGUGUACCCAUGCCUCCACCCAUGUCCUCCACCCAUGUGGCUGUCCUUGCUGGGACAAAACGCACAGAGGAGAGUGGGCGGAGCUUACUGCAGCAUAUCCUGGACGUGCCCGAGAUGUACAGCACAGAGAACCAGACGUAUGGGAAAGGGAGGAUGGUGCUCGUGUGAGAUAGAGCACACCGCAUUCAUUAUUAACCAGAUCUAGCCAUUUUUAUCCAGUUGCUUAAUAAUGGAUGUUGGGUCGAGUUCAAUUUAAAUAUCAUUGCUUUUUUAAAAUCCAAAUGGGUCCUUUGGUAAAUUUUUUUUGUUGUUUAUUUGGUAAUAAGAAAGAAACACAGGAUAAAUGCUUGUGCUUGAGACAGAAAGUCUCUUGUGUGAGAGACUGCACGAGCCGGUCAUGCUCCUUGUGUGUCAGUGUGAUAUGCAAAGGAUUGUGGGAAAAACUGCAAUGUGUGUAAACAGCGAGAGAUUGAAAGCAGGCAGGGAGGAGCGUGUGUGUGUGUGUGUGUGUGUGUGUGUGUGUGCGUGUGUGAGUGAGUGUGAGUGAUUUUGCUGAACAUGCACUUGAGACAACUGAAGAUGAUGGGAACAUAGCAUAAUCCGGAAGACAUCAGCGCUGAACUACACAGCGCACGAGACGGAGACGGAGGAAAAACAGAGGGAAUUAAAAAUGGAGUUAAUAUAGUGGGGAUAUGGCAGCAUCUCAUGAAUUAGCCUUUUGAAUCCGUGUGAGUUUUCUUUUUCCCCACCCCUGCUCUACCGCUCCUUCCGCCCACCUGCUCGCCGGAUCUCUGGCUCUCCUCCCCCUCUGUCUCAAGCGGCGGUGUGCCAGACAGACAGAGAGAGAGAGAGAGAGAGAGAGGAGGAAAGAUUUAGAACCACAUAAAGAAAUGUAAUGGUUGGAGACAGGAACAAUGGAGGGAAAUCUAUUAAGAAAUGAACUAAUCACUUAAAAAAAAAGUAAUUCAAGGGUUGGUCCUAAACAGGUAAUUAAUAAAAAGAUUAUUUAGACUGCAUUGCAUAUAAUAUACACUAUUUAUUAUAUCUUUUGGGUGUGUCCAGUGAUACAACAAUCCUGACAGGUAGCACAAACAACUGUUCAAGAUGGCAGCAGUCGUUUUUGCAUCUAUAAUCAAAUCAUUUUAAAGACAAUGUAAUAAUAACUAUAUUCACGAUAUGGCCGUGCAUCUGUUUACAUUUUUCUGGUCCAGAAAUGAGCUCCGCCUCUUGCGCUAGUAUUUAGGAAUGCACAUGCAGGUGUUUUGUAGGCGUGACUUUAAAGAGAACGCUCAAGGUCAGACUGCAUUUGCUUGAAUUUGGAGUAUACAUUUAAGGACUAUUUGAAAUUCUGUAUUUGAGACAAAUAUUUUUCUAAAGAUUGUGUUGAAAGCAGGCAUUGUGUGAAAAUGGUCGCAGUAGUGUCCUCAAUGAAGAGCCCCAUGUUUGGAAAUUGGAAAUGAAUUUUGUAACCUGAAAAGACUUUGUUCCAAAUCGAUGUUUUUGUAAAUCACUGUAUGGUGACGCCUCUCAGCUCCAGGGUCCCCGGUUCCAUCCUGACCAGGAGUUACUGUCUGUUCUCUACUUGUAGAUUCUCCGUUUUCCACCUUCCUCCCAAAAAACAUCCUGGCAGGUGGACUACGCUAAAUUGCCCCUACGUGUCAAUGUGUGUGCGCGGUGUUCCAUCCAGGGUAUUCCUGUCUUAGUCCCAAUGCUCCUGGGAUUCACCACCACUCCAACCAGGUGCUUAAUGAAGAUUAAUAAAUGACUGUAAGAAAUAUACAUUCAUAUUUUAUACAUAAUUGAAAAAGAUUCCUAACUGUAACUGUCCUAAAUUAAUUUCAUUAAUGGUCUUAUGUUUGAACGUUACAAUUAGCGUGACUCAGUUUGUGUGGAAAGUUAAACAGGGUUGGAUUUCGUAGCUUUUCCUUCGUCUCCAUGGGUGUGAAAUUGGAUGGUAUGGAAUUUGUAUGAAUUUCUUGUGAAAACAGCUCAUUAUAAAACCUCCAGACUGGAACCCUUGAAUUGAAAAAAAGUUUUAAUGAGUGUGUACUGUGUGUGUGUUUUUUUUUUUUUUUUUAGCCCUUCAAUUCAAUAUCGUAACCAGAUGUCAGUGUGCAUAUACAUCCCUGAAGCACUGUUUUCCUUUUUUUAAAUUAUUUUUCUCCGGUCUCUUGCAUUCCCUCAUGAUUUUCUCACAUCAACCACCAAUCUUUCAUGUUUGAUGCGCCUCCUGUUUUUUUUUUCCCCACUGUUUUGACAUUUCAUCAAUUAAACCCCCUUCACUGAAAAGAAACAUGUCCAUAUGUGUGUGUGUGUUUGAAUACAUUGACCAGGGUGUGAGAUUUGCCAUAGGAAGCUAUUGAUUUUAAGGGUCAGGGGUCAUUACACCCACUAGCCAGCAGCAAGGACACAGAGAUCUCACUGACCAGCAGCUUGGACUGGGUGGAGCCCGUUUCCUUUGUAAUGUUAUAAAUCGCGCCGUCUUCAAAUAAAAAAAUGGCCAGACAUCUCAAAUUCUGCAGCAAUGUCUGGAUCUCAGUGUUAACUCCGACGGAUUGGUAACAUCCGCCAAAUGCGAAGGAAGGAGGCUGUAAAUCCCGCUUCUGUCCAUCUGAUGCAUACUUGCCAACCUUGGAGAUUUUGCAGUAAGGGAGAUUUCAAGUCUCAGAUUUAUAACACUUCUUUGGUCCUCUGGUGGAAAAAAAAAAAAAAAUCACACACAUUGAGCUGUUGAGUAAUCGCAAAUGGCUGUGGCACAUUAUGACACAUUUUUUAUUCAGAUAUGAGAAGUAGUGGGCAUUGAAAUGACAAGCAGUUUUAAUCGAUUUCUUUAUUUUGGGAUGAUGCUAAUUGGUGCUCUUCUGUACCUCUGAGCAUUACUCUUAUUAUCCAGUUACUACAUGGAAAACAAUAUUGUUAAAGUAAUGCUGCCUGUGAAUAAUGGACGAAUAUGUAUCCAUGUUUAUUACUGUUUAUUCUUUAUUAUAGUCCUUUAUUUCUCUUGAUUUUUUUCAUUAAUUGAAAAGAACCAUGUGUGUGAAAGGAGUAGACAUGUGAAAGUAAAUCCAACAAUUUUUACUCAAAAAUGAAGAAAAGGUGGCCAAAUUGCAAUGGCAACCAUUCUGAAUCAGUUUAUAUGCUUAUUCCUCUCUUUUAUAUGUGAACUAUGUUGCGAUGGUGCUGAUUGGUGGCCAUCUGUAGCUCUUGGGCUGCUUUCCAUUUCCAGAACCCUGAUGCUUAGAUUAUUAUCCAGUUAUUACAUGAGAAAAUAAUGUGAUUCUGCUUUAUAAAACUGGCUGUCAAUAAUUGAUGAAUAUGAAUACAUAUGAAAACAAAGCCAUGUUUUGCUUUUGUCUAUUAAAUUCCUUUAUUUUUCUUAUAACGAAAAAGUUCUUUGCUAACUAAGACCUUUAACAGUGUUUUGGCCAGGUUUUGUUGGGGUGGCAAUCUUGGGUGGGGUAAAAUACUAAUCCACGUCUGUAAUGUGAAACGACAUAUCUGUCUCUGGAGUGAGAGCUCAAUCAGAUGUGAAAAAAAGACACACUUGGGCAAAUUGUUUGUCGACUAGCCAUGAAAAAAGUCAUAGCUAACAUAACAAUGACUAUCUUAUAUAGUCUAACAUAACAUAUGCCUAACAUAACAAUGACUAUGUUAUGACAUAUGCUCAUGUGCUAGCAUUACGAUUUCAAUAUCAUUAGCUAAAUGGAGCUAAUAACGAACUGAAGAAAUCCAAUGUUAUGCCUCUAAGUAAUGAUUACUGUUAAUGUAAAAAGGUUUGUUCAUUGUGGUCAGUUGACUUCUGUAUUAGCUAGCUGAUCUUACCUGUUCCUGACUGUUGGACAG